AUGGUGACACACUGGCAGUGUGCUUCCCUGCUGCUCACCGUCUGGGCUGCUGGCCAUGUCUCGUGCGAACCGCUCAUCGGCCACUCCCCCAACAGCCUCGACUUCAUCCCACUGCCAAGAAGAUCAGAGGCACGGGAACCCUUUUUGCUCGCCGAGCCUCUGCCGCUGUUUCCUCUCUCUGCUGGGGGAGCGGGUGACGGCCGGAAUCGAGCGGACGCUGGCCAUAUGCCACCGGGUCCAGGACCAGCAAUCACCCUUGCCGGACACCCCCCGCACGACGCGUCAACGGAUGGUCUUUCCGCUAACAACCUACUUGUACCCCAGUCAAGCCACCAUCAUCACGAGCUUCUGCCGCUGUUUCCUCUCGCCCCGGGGGGAGCAAGAGUCGACCGCCAACGAGCUUGGAGCACCAUUGCUGAGGAAGACGAUGUGCCAAACAGUCCACUGAGCCCAGUCGCCCCCGCCGAGCAGCACCAUCCAGACCAGCAUUCCCAUUCUGCCCACAAUCAACAGCAGCCAGCUGCUGAAGAGCCUCGCCCAGACGCUCCCAUCGCCCCCGGGGAAGGCGCCAGCAGCCGCAAACGAGCCCGGGUCGAGAUCCUUUCGGAGCAAGACCGUGUUCCAACCCGGCCAAGACCAAGCAGCCCAAAUGAUGACGAUGAUGAUGAUGAUCGAUAUCAUCACCAUCUUCCCGCCGAAGAUAGAGAGCAGCUAGCCCCAGAUGUUGCGAGCCUCAGCUUGCCGAACUUGGCAACUCGACUCGACCAGGAGAACCCCGAAGAGCCAGGCCCAGUGUACCGGAACGAGUUACAAACAGCUGCGGCUAUGGCGAUCACCCCAAGCCCUCGAUCGGGCUCAACGCCAAAAACGAGACGUGAACAAGUAGAAUUCUGGAAUGAAUUGUCAAAGCAAACCCGAGAAUGGACGCCACCGCCGGGAAUUGACGCGGAGGCUAAGAUGACUGCGUAUUUCAUGGCGACCCACUUUCAGCGAGCACUGUCGAACUUUCCCGGCAGUGACGUAUUGGAACAUUUACACAACUCGAACAAGAUCUUGAUUCCGUUUGCCUGUCGAUUAUUGAUGAAACCACUGAGUUUUGAGAGCUGGGCAAGGAUCCUUCUGGUAUGGCGUAACCUGUGGCAUGAGGAAAUGAGUGAGAUGGCAACGGAACCUCGACGUCCAUCGGUGGGCCAAGUAUUGAGGAAGUUUCUGUGGAUCUCGAACUUCAUCUGUGAAUCAACCUUUCCUGAACUGUUUAUGGUGAAGAGUAAGACUACGAGACCCAAAAAGGUGAUCUUGACGCGACCUGAAAGCAGGAUUUUGAACGUACUAUCGGAUGGAAGCAAGCACGUGGACGCAAUAAUGGCUGACAAUCGACGCCAGGCCGACAUGGAAUACUUGAGGAAGCUGCUGGUCGAUGAGUGCUUUGAAGGCGAUCGGCAUUCGGCGGGAGCUGCGUCGUGGGAAUCAGAUCCCUCGGUCUGGAAGGGGGCACUGGCCGAAUUGAACACGCAAGCGAUUCCAAUCACGCCCAAAUCCAAGGAUAUCAAGCGAGUCGAGAAGCGCGACCUGACGCUGUAUCUCUUUGGCCCACGCAACUGCUGGAAUAAAAUCGCCCAGCAGGCACAUGGACUGGUCCCUGCGAGGCCAUGCCGCUACCUCCGCAAUUAUCCCAGAAGACUCAAGUCGGAGAUCGUCUCGCUCUUCCGUUGGACCACGUUUGAUCAUGAAGCGGACCUUCAACUGCGAGCGCUUCCCCUGCCUACUUCUCCCUUGCAGCCAGUCAUGAGGGCCCUUGAUGCUCGUCUUCGCAACGAGCGUAUAGCCGGUUCAACACAUACGCCCCCCUCCUUUUGGCCCAAUAGGUUGCAUCUGUGGCUUCAUGAACAACUCACGCUCAUGCUGAGGAAUGAAGAAGCUGAAAACUGGGGAAAUGAACCAACAUAG
Puccinia triticina is the source of this 1947-nucleotide messenger RNA. RefSeq lists its product as uncharacterized. Bases 1 to 1947 code for a protein of 648 amino acids. The record is from RefSeq and is a predicted model, not a curated record. Lineage: Eukaryota; Fungi; Basidiomycota; Pucciniomycetes; Pucciniales; Pucciniaceae. The transcript has 2 exons.